UAUCAAAUCAGUUGGACCAAGGCAUCGACCCUUGUAACGACUUCGGUGAUUACGUGUGUGGACGGUGGAUGCCGAGCAAGAUGUUUCGCCUGUCAACCUCCGAGAUGUCGGAUAUGCUCCUGUCGUGGCUGUACAAUUUUCCGGAAAGGCUGAACAAAGGUUUCGCUCGAUUGGGCAUAGUCAGAAAAGUGAUUGCUAUGUAUAAUAUGUGCCUUAGGACGAAGGGCUCUCCAAUCGAAAUCAUGAAAGAAUUCAUGCAAGCACGAGGCAUUUCAUGGCCGGAAAAACCACACGAACCAGUCAGCCCAAUUAAGGUCCUUCUCGACCUGUCCUUGAACUGGAACGUGCAUCUCUGGUUUACCAUGAAGAUAUUGCCCGCUACACCAACAGAAAAACCAAGGCACAUCUUUUUUGCACCAAACGAGUUUAUGCUGUUGUGGAAGGCCAUGUUCAGCCAGAUACCAAAGGAAACCUUCCAGGCUGUCUACAACGAACUCUUUAGGAUUUUUUCUAAUGACACGAACAGAGAAAGGAACGGCGAGAGCAUAUUGAAGACAUACCACAUGCUUGAGGAUGUCUUCAACACAUUGGUGCCGGCGUGUCCUUGCAAGGCACGUAUUUCAAAAUUGUUCUCUAUCAAAGACUUAGACUCCAACUAUACCGGUUCUAUUGGCUCGCACAUGGUAAAAAUGUUAAAUGCUGUGACGGCCAUCGAUCCGCCUAUAACAGUAGAUGACCUAAUGCUUGUGGGUGACAUGUCUGAGUUUGAGAAUAUCUUGCGCAUAAUCAAACGUUUCGGUGAUGAGGCUGUACUGCGACACCUGUCGUGGCUGUUUGUCCUAACGUAUGGGGCAGUGACAUACCCAACGGCCGUGCUGCUUGCCAUUCAUGGCAGCAGGCACCAUGCCAGAGGACAGCAACCCCGUUUCUGCGCUGGUCAAGUGGAAUCAAGCUACAAGCUCCUCGUGAAUGCCAUUGCCUCCGUAGGCCUCUUCUCGGAGAAAGAGCGGCGCCACAUCAAUGAGCACCUUGCUGCCAUUGUGGAGGAGGCUGCCAAUAAGACAUGGGCUGUCUCGUGGCUCGACAACGAUACGAAAAAAGUUGCUGUGGAAAAGUUGAAGAACGUGCGCACAGCGUUGUGGCCUUCGGACAAGUUUCUCACGCGGAAGACACUUGAAGAAGUGUACGAAAACUUCACCUACGAUGUGCCGUCAUUCGCCGAGUACUGGAUCGAGACGCGUCGCAGCCAGCGUCUGAUGUACGGCUCCGAGGCGGCCGAAGAGGAGCAGCUCCUGGGCGACAGCACUGGGCUGCCAUACGCGGACUAUGAACAGGUGCUCAACCACCUCUCUCUCUCAUUGGGCGCACUGGCACCUCCGCUUUACUGCAAGGAUGGCACCAAUGCCAUGUUGUAUGGUGGCCUGCUGUACUUUUAUGCUCGGACGCUCAUCACUGCUAUUGACACCGUGGGAGUGAAGUUCACCCCUCAAGGCGAGUUCGUGUGGUCUUGGUUGAGCGACAGCAUUCAACACACCUUCGAGCAGCGAACGCUCAACUGCCUACCCGGAAACAUCAGCAUCUUCCCCGAAGUUCCCGCGAUGGAGGUGGCGUAUGCAGCAUUCAAGAGACACCACCAAGAGAGUAAUAGCCGGCUAUCUGAGGAAUUGACGGAGGAGAAGGUGUUCUUCAUAACGGCCUGCCUCACCGCUUGCGCAACGACGCCUGCCGACAACAUCUAUGGCGGUGACUGCAACAAGGCGGUCAUGAACUUCGCGCCGUUUGCCAAAGCCUUCGGUUGUCCCGUCGGUUCCAAGAUGAACCCUGCGUCGAAGUGCACGUUUUACGAUUGAUUUUCAAGACUAUGCGUGAGCGGUUCUCUUUCCGCGCCCAAGAUGUAUACCUUUGUUAUAGUUUUGUGUGUUCGCUUCUCGGAUGCAUAGCUCCGUUAUCAUUGAGAUGCUGCGCCCAGUGAAAUUCGCCCAUUAUUGCACUGUACGUGGAUGAACUUAUUCCUGACUGCUUCAUUUACGAAAUGUCUGCUGUGCCUGAUAAUUGGUUGCUGUGCUUCAUUGUUUCAUUCAUGAACACUAUGUUGAUGAAUUCAGGAGUGGGCUUCAAGUUCUGACAAAUAAGACCUGAGCACAUUAUUGGACAUCAUAGCACCUUCGUAUGUGGCCAGACUCGAGCUGCAACAGCUGUCAAAAAGUUUCUUCGUAGCUGAGCCACGAAAACAUAUUAUCCGUUUUAUGAAAAGUGCCAACGUAUCCUUCUGCUUUUGACGUCUUCUGCCGCUGUAUUUUUCACCCUGUUAGUUUAGAUAGGUAGGCGCAGGUUCCGCCAUUCUAGUGUCAGCAGUUUCUCUUAAAAGCCCUGGUGGCCUAAUUACCUGGUCGCUAUGAUUUACGCUAAAAACUGGUAAAUGUGUUUAUGUUUUGCGGCUGUGGGUUUACCGGUGUGGACUCAUCACAGCUCGGUCGUAGUCACGGUCCUGUUGCCUUCAAGAAGCAGUGCUACAUGACUAGUUAUGCAACUCUCAAGUGUCGAAUACUGGUAGUAGAUGGUGCCUUUACGAUGUGGAUAACCAAACAAAUGGCAUGGCGUCGGUGCUGGUGAUGUCUGAAAAUCAUAAAAGCCUGUAUUCUGA
This is a messenger RNA of Dermacentor andersoni, 2644 nucleotides long. Its product is annotated as membrane metallo-endopeptidase-like 1. The record is from RefSeq and is a predicted model, not a curated record. Gene Ontology annotation, cellular component: plasma membrane. NCBI's taxonomy places the organism in Eukaryota, Metazoa, Arthropoda, Arachnida, Ixodida, Ixodidae. Gene Ontology annotation, biological process: protein processing. Gene Ontology annotation, molecular function: metalloendopeptidase activity.